ACUUGCUAGGUCAAUUAGGCCUUACGUACUUUCAGGAAUGUAUUCAUUCUUUUCCGAUGACGGAAUGCAAUAAAAUGUUGCGUGACGACAGGUCGUACGCCUUACGAUAACGAAGGCAGUGCCACGAACUCCUUUUGGCUGAGUAUGGAUGUUCUGGACAUUUUCACCGCGUUUCUAGGUCUUAUCCGGAAUCAAACAUCAAUCGUUUUACACACGCAGAACUUCGACGUGGUCUUUCCGCCAUGUGGACUUGCGAGACUAAAGUGGGCAUCACCUGCCUGGUCGUGAUUUGCGGGAGCGCGAACACGGUAGCCUUCGCCGCGGCCAUACUGCAGUGGGAAGAAAUGGUGGUGUCUCUCAGUUUCGGAGCCUGCUUUUUCGGGAUCAGCAUAUUUUCUUGAUGCUGCUGUUCUCCAUCCUGGUGACCGACAACCAGAAGGGCAUGACGAUAAUGACGCACCUAUGCAAGACGCGGCCCAUCUUCCUGCUGAUCUUCCUGGGCCUCUUCAACGCCGAGCUGCGUGGCUUGAUCCACGUCAAGUACGAGAGGUCCGCCAUGGUGACGCCGAUGCCCCUCACGAUACCCCCAAUGGGCCCAGCAUUGCUACAAUCGUACGAGCUCAUCGCCAAGAGCAACGCCCAGCGUCAUAACAAGGGAGCCGCCGGCUUGAACGGCACGUUGUUGCUUCGACAAAUGACCGAAGAGGAUGGGAAUGUGGAAGAACCCGUCAUUAAAUUGGACCCGGACAUUAUCAUGUACCUGUCCAUUGGGCUGUUCAUCUGCAACGUCAUCAUAGACGCCUUUGUCAUAAGGAGGCUCGGCCUGUACUCUUCCAAGAUGGGAUCACUGCCGAUCCAAGCUUCUGCAUCGCUGCCCGCACAAGUUGUUUCCGGGUCUCGUGGCCAAGAAUAAAAAAAAAAAAAACAAAAAACAAUGGAAACAUCGGCAGGAGACACGAGCCAAAUUGGGCAUGUUCUGUUGCUAUUUGCUUCGAGGGCCGCCACAGGAGAGACCGGCGCUGCUAUUGCCAUGAC
Messenger RNA from Dermacentor silvarum, 1035 nucleotides. RefSeq lists its product as uncharacterized. The transcript is spliced from 11 exons. The record is from RefSeq and is a predicted model, not a curated record. Bases 401 to 913 code for a protein of 170 amino acids. NCBI's taxonomy places the organism in Eukaryota, Metazoa, Arthropoda, Arachnida, Ixodida, Ixodidae.